Myotis daubentonii (Daubenton's bat) is the source of this 1737-nucleotide messenger RNA. RefSeq names its product coagulation factor IX (gene F9). Gene Ontology annotation, cellular component: extracellular region. Gene Ontology annotation, molecular function: calcium ion binding; serine-type endopeptidase activity. The record is from RefSeq and is a predicted model, not a curated record. NCBI's taxonomy places the organism in Eukaryota, Metazoa, Chordata, Mammalia, Chiroptera, Vespertilionidae. Gene Ontology annotation, biological process: zymogen activation; blood coagulation.
CUCUUCAUUUAACCCAAGAAGCCAUUGCAAAUAACCCAAAAACCCACUGAGGGAGACGGACAUUAUUUCCCAGAAGUAAAUACAGCUCAGCUUGUACUUUGGAACAAUUGGUCAACCUUGCUACUUGCACAAUCAACUAGCAAAGGUUAUGCAGUGCCGGAACAUGAUCAUGGCAGAAUCACCAGGCCUCUUCACCGUCUGUCUUUUAGGAUAUCUACUCAGUGCUGAAUGUACAGUUUUUCUUGAUCGUGAAAAUGCCACCAAAAUUCUGAAUCGGCCAAAGAGAUAUAAUUCAGGUAAAUUGGAAGAGUUUGUUCAAGGGAACCUUGAGAGAGAAUGUAUAGAAGAAAAGUGCAGUUUUGAAGAAGCACGAGAAGUUUUUGAAAACACUGAAAAAACUACUGAAUUUUGGAAGCAAUAUGUUGAUGGAGAUCAAUGUGAGUCUAAUCCAUGUUUAAAUGGCGGCCUAUGCAAGGAUGACAUUAAUUCCUACGAAUGUUGGUGUCAAAUUGGAUUUGAAGGAAAAAACUGUGAACUAGAUGCAACAUGCAGCAUUAAGAAUGGCAUGUGCAAGCAGUUUUGUAAAAAGGGCACAGAUAAUAAGGUGCUUUGUUCCUGUACUACAGGAUACCGACUUGCAGAAGACCAAAAGUCUUGUGAACCAGCAGUGCCAUUUCCAUGUGGGAGAGUUUCUGUCUCACUCAAUUCUCUGAAGUUUACUCGUGCUGAGACUAUUUUUUCCAAUAUGGACUCUGAAAAUUCUACUGAAGAUGAAACAAUUUUGGACAACGUCACUCAAAGCACUCAACCAUUUAAUGACUUCACUCGAGUUGUUGGUGGAGAAAAUGCCAAACCAGGUCAAUUUCCUUGGCAGGUCCUUCUGCAUAAUAAAAUUGAAGGAUUCUGUGGAGGUUCCAUUGUUAAUGAAAAAUGGGUCGUAACUGCAGCCCACUGUAUCAAACCUGGUGUUGAAAUUACCAUUAUUGCAGGUGAGCAUAACACCGAAAAGGAGGAGCCUACAGAGCAAAGGCGAAAUGUGAUUCGGGUUAUUCCUCACCACAACUACAACGAAACUAUUAAUAAGUACAGCCAUGACAUUGCCCUUCUGGAAUUGGAUGAACCUUUAAUGUUAAACAGCUAUGUAACACCUAUUUGCAUCGCUGACAGGGAAUACACAAACAUCUUCCUCAAAUUUGGGUCUGGCUAUGUGAGUGGCUGGGGAAAAGUCUUCAACAGAGGGAGAUCAGCUUCAAUUCUUCAGUACCUUAAAGUUCCCCUUGUUGACCGAGCCACAUGCCUUCGCUCCACAAAGUUCACCAUCUAUAAUAACAUGUUCUGUGCUGGCUUCCAUGGGGGAGGUAAAGAUUCAUGCCAAGGAGAUAGUGGGGGACCCCAUGUUACUGAAGUGGAAGGCAUCAGUUUCUUAACUGGAAUUAUUAGCUGGGGUGAAGAGUGUGCAGUGAAAGGAAAAUAUGGAAUAUAUACCAAGGUAUCCCGGUAUGUCAACUGGAUUAAGGAAAAAACACAGCUCACUUAAAGAAAAAUGUAUCUCCAAGGUUCACAUAUUUGGGAUUAAAAAUGAACAAGGUCUUUUACUAACUAAUCACUUUCCCCUCUCAUCAGAUUUGAACAUAUACAUUCCGUGAAUAUUGCUUUUACUUUUUAUGGGGAGAAAUCUGUCUAGAAUUGAUAUUUUGUAGAAUAAAUAAAUUAGAAAAUCAAAUCAUUUGAGAAAUA